This is a messenger RNA of Closterium sp. NIES-65, 1656 nucleotides long. The record is from the annotation of a GenBank genome assembly. NCBI's taxonomy places the organism in Eukaryota, Viridiplantae, Streptophyta, Zygnematophyceae, Desmidiales, Closteriaceae.
AUGGAAUCUAGGAGAAGGGGAUGGAAUCUGGGAGAAGGAGAUGGAAUCUGGGAGAAGGGGAUGGAAUCUGGGAGAAGGGGAUGGAAUCUAGGAGAAGGGGAUGGAAUCAGGGAGAAGGGGAUGGAAUAUGGGAGAAGGGGAUGGAAUCUGGGAGAAGGGGAUGGAAUCGGAGAGAAGGGGAUGGAAUAUGGGAGAAGGGGAUGGAAUCUGGGAGAAGGGGAUGGAAUCUGGGAGAAGGGGAUGGAAUCUGGGAGAAGGGGAUGGAAUCUAGGAGAAGGGGAUGGAAUCUGGGAUGGAAUCAGGGAGAAGGCGAUGGAAUGUGGGAGAAGGGGAUGGAAUGUGGGAGAAGGGGAUGGAAUCGGGGAGAAGGGGAUGGAAUCAGGGAGAAGGCGAUGGAAUGUGGGAGAAGGGGAUGGAAUCUGGGAGAAGGGGAUGGAAUCUGGGAGAAGGAGAUGGAAUGAGGGAGAAGAGGAUGGAAUCUGGGAGAAGGGGAUGGAAUCUGGAAGAAGGGGAUGGAAUCUGGGAGAAGGGAAUGGAAUAUGGGAGAAGGGGAUGGAAUCUGGGAGAAGGGGAUGGAAUCUGGGAGAAGGGGAUGGAAUUAGGGAGAAGGGGAUGGAAGCUGGAGAAGGGAUGGAAUCUGGGAGAAGGGGAUGGAAUCUGGGAGAAGGGGAUGGAAUCUGGGAGAAGGGGAUGGAAUCUGGGAGAAGGGGCUGGAAUCUGGGAGAAGGGGAUGGAAUCGGGGAGAAGGGGAUGGAAUCUGGGAGAAGGGGAUGGAAUCUGGGAGAAGGGGAUGGAAUCUGGGAGAAGGGGAUGGAAUCUGGGAGAAGGGGAUGGAAUCAGGGAGAAGGGGAUGGAAUAUGGGAGAAGGGGAUGGAAUCUGGGAGAAGGGGAUGGAAUCGGAGAGAAGGGGAUGGAAUAUGGGAGAAGGGGAUGGAAUCUGGGAGAAGGGGAUGGAACCUGGGAGAAGGAGAUGGAAUGAGGGAGAAGGGGAUGGAAUCUUGGACAAGGGGAUGGAAUCUGGGAGAAGGGGAUGGAAUCUGGGAGAAGGGGAUGGAAUCUGGGAGAAGGGGAUCGAAUCAGAGAGAAGGGGAUGGAAUCAGGGAGAAGGGAUGGAAUCUGGGAGAAGGGAUGGAAUCUGGGAGAAGGGGAUGGAAUCUGGGAGAAGGGGAUGGAAUCUGGGAGAAGGGGAUGGAAUCUGGGAGAAGGGGAUGGAAUUUGGGAGAAGGGGAUGGAAUCUGGGAGAAGGGGAUGGAAUCUGGAAGAAGGGGAUGGAAUCUGAGAAAAGGGGAUGGAAUCUGGGAGAAGGGGAUGGAAUAUGGGAGAAGGGGAUGGAAUCUGGGAGAAGGGGAUGGAAUCUGGGAGAAGGGGAUCGAAUCAGGGAGAAGGGGAUGGAAUCUGGGAGAAGGGGAUGGAAUCUGCGAGAAGGGGAUGGAAUAUGGGAGAAGGGGAUGGAAUUUGUCAGAAGGGGAUGGAAUUUGGGAGAAGGGGAUGGAAUCUGGAAGAAGGGGGUGGAAUCUGGGAGAAGGAGAUGGAAUGAGGGAGAAGGGGAUGGAAUCUGGGAGAAGGGGAUGGAAUCUGGGAGAAGGGAUGGAAUCUGGGAGAAGGGGAUGGAGUCUGGGAGGGCGGGAUGGAAUCUGGGAGAAGGGGAUAGAAUGA